AUGUUUUCGCUAACUCGCGGCGACGUUGCUGUAGGCUUCGUCUUAUUUACUUUCCGUUCGUGUGUGGCAACAAUCGAGGAAUACACGCCGUUAUUCAUGGCACAAUUAGGAUACAGUACAUUGUAUAUUGGUAUCGUUCCUUUAUUUGGUUUUGUCACUCAGUUAAUUGGUAUUCCGCUUGCUGGUUAUCUAUCUGACAUUCGAGUAAGAAAAAUAAUGCUGUUGUUAUGUAUUGUUAUAUCAAUUCCAACUAUAUUACUGUUUCUGGUGCCAAAUGCCCCUGAUGCACCAUGCGAAUUAUUACCACAGAGAAACUCUAGCUUUGGUAAUAACACUACGAAACCCGCGGCGAUUGCGAAUUUAUUGGACAAGAACAGCGACACAGGAUUUACCUUCUUUCUGAUAAUAUUUUUCUUGCGGGGUAUUUAUGAGCUAUUCAAAAAACUAUCUGUUAGUUUAAUAACAGUAGCAACGAUGACUCACAUUAAGGAUGAUAAAGCCAAGCUGGGUUACUACGGGUGUUGGGGUGAACUCGGCGCUGGAAUUUCGCUUUUCGUUGUUGGUGUAUUGGCUGGCCACAUAUUUCAUUCUGUUUGCGGUGAAAAAGUACCCAGUUACUAUGUGGCUUUUUUGUACGCGGCCGCCGUUCAGUGUUUGACUCCACUUGCUUUACCAUGGAUGAAAUAUGAAUAUCUUGAGAAACGCGUCGUUAAUAAUGCUGAAGUAAAACGUGUCCUCUAUAAUCCGCACUAUAUUUUAAUCCUGUUUAUCUGCGCACAUGCAGGUCUCUGCAGCGCAUUUCAAUUGCGUUGGGAGUUCUGGUAUAUGGAACAGCUGGGUGGUAGUCCAUUUGUAAUGGCAGUUGGUGGCCUGCUCAGGCGACCAAUCGUUGCUGUUUGGUUCGUAUUAUCACCUGCUGUUAUUGGGAAACUUGGUGAGCUCAAUGUUAUAGCUAUUUCGCUGUUUAUUUUUGCUGCCGCGUUUGCGGCUCUUGCGUUCGCAGAAAAUGCCUGGCUUGUCAUUGUCUACGAUAAUUUUCAAGCAGCAUCUUUUGUCCUGACGUAUACAUCAUUUGUUAUUCACUUCUCAAAAGCAGGCUCUAAAGCAUCUUCUGCAUUUUUUCAAGGUAAACUGUUAUGUCCUUUUUAUCAUAAUUAUUCAAUGUAUGUAACAUGCAUCUACACUGCGUAAAAUAUUUGGGUUAUUAAGUGAAUGUCCCGGAUUAAAUUUCUUUGUUAUUUAUUUAUUUUUGAACAGGCCUAACCAGAAAAUCUGGUUGUAAUUGAACCAGGAUUAAUUCCUGAUUAAAUUAGCCAGGUUAUGAUCAGAUGGACACGCAACCAGGAACCUGGCUAGAAUUUAACCCAUUCUGAUUAAAAUUAUUCAGUAAAUUAUAAGUACCUUUUGGAUAACUAUAUAAGUAAAGCAAUAUAUUAGUCUUCUCAUCCAGACUUAUCAUAGCUGCUUAACGUAAUAAUGAUGAUAUAAUGCCAACAAACUAGCCAACUAGGUUAGCCUGUUAAUUACUUAAUUAAUGUUAUUUUUGCUGGUCAUAUACUAGGUGUUACUGUCGCAAGGAAAGUGCUGCCUCCAAUAUAGCUGCUAGAGUAGCAAUUGAUGUCCUAUAAGUUAUGUUUGUAAAAAUGUGUAAAUUUUUACGGGUUGAUCAAUGUCAUUUUUUGGCUCAACAGGCUCUACAAGUAGUAGAUUUGUGUCAAUCACAGACCUACAUAGCUCGUAAAAAAACUAGAAAGUCUAUUGAUAUGUUCAUAUAUGCAACAUGAAACUCUAAUAAUUGUUGGCAGGGUUGUCUACAGACAACCAUUCGUCACCUGGGAUUAAACAUUAGUUAGAGCUUUAUGUAUAUCAUGUCACCUUGCAGUAAUACAUUAUCAAUCGUUUUUGAGGACCAUUCGAUCAUAAAACCCGUACCCUUAAUGAAACUUCGAUGAAAUAUAUAAAAACAUUUUACACGACAUACUUUUUCAAAGAAUGCAAUUAAUUAUAUGUUGACAGAUGUUCUGUAUAUUACGUUUGUCAAUUGGAGUGGACAUUGGAAAGUUUUAGCCCAAGCUUUAACGCAAGACAUCCCUACCCUACUACCGACCGACGCAAAGUCGAGAUCCCAGUCUUUCGAGCGAUCUAUAUAUAUAUUGUUGCGCUGAGUGAACUCUGGAGAAACCUUAUAGGUGUCAAGAAUAGUGUGUUGGCUCGCUGCGCUCGUAGCGAUUAAGUAUGUUGUAUUUUGAAGCAAUAUCAGAGUCUUAACGCGUGUAUUCUAAAAGCGCACUCACACUCAAUGAGUGGAAGUUCAAUCUGAGCUUCUCUCGAGUGCCAUUGCUGUUUUUGAAUAGCUGGAGGGUUAGUGUUGUACCUUACUGUGUGACUACUCACCCUCCAGCUAUUCAAAAACAGCAUUCACAGGGAAGCUGAGAUUGAAUUAGCCUUUCUCACGAUGACAAAUAUCCGCCAUUUUUGGGUGGCAUGUAAUUCUCGUUAACCAAUGCAGACAAUUAAAACAAUGUGAAAAGCAAUUUUUCAAAAUAAACUAACCAUUUACAAAGCAAAUUUACCAUCAUUCGUCCAAAAAAAAUUAUAAAACGUCGCUGUUAUGUGGACUUAUCUCCCAGACUUCGGCUGAAAUGUCACCCAAAAAUGGCGGCGUGAGAAAGGCUAAUUACCUCCACACUGAGUGUGAGUGCGUUUUUAGAAUACGGGCGUAAGAUUUCAAAUUUGAGAUUUCAAAUCUAUAUCAAAUUCUGCAUAAAUCGAAUCGUUUUGUGUUUGAGCUAGAUCGGUCAUGCAAAAUGGCUUUUACAAAGAUGCAACUUAUCCAACCUUUUGACAGAGCUCUUUAUCUAUUGAAGUGACCACUAGUGACCAUUAGUUUUUUACUGGAAAAUUUAAGAAGGAAGAAAGGCAACUGAUGCAGUUCCUAUCUAGAUAAUAAAUUCCCUUAGUCUUUUGAACUAAAUAUCCAGAAAUUGCAAGUAAACAGAAAUUUCAUUGAAAGCCAUUUAUAUGACAUAAUAUUGGAUAAGUGUUGUGCUUUCCGCAAAACAAAAGAAUUAUAUUUAUUAAUUUAUUAUCACGCAGCGAUAAUAAUUGGUCUGUUUCUGCGGUUCGGCGAAGAGCCGAAAACUAUUUGGCCUCAUUGGACGUUGCCGUUGGUUUUCUGAAAUGCCCAGAAAACUAAUUGAUCUUUUUGACUUACUCGUAUCCAGUCGUCUUAGCUAUAUUAAAUACAAAUAUAGAUCAGUGGACUGGAGGUAAUGACCAUGCAUGCUUUCUUCAAACCUCAUUCAGGGACUAUGUACGGGUCUGCCUUUUUCAAGCUGCGCAGACAUAAACCUCGGCAGUUUAUUCUUGAUUACAUUAUAGUAUACUAGCCUGCGACAUACACGGAUUUUCAGGGGGGAGCGAAGCAUAGGAGCGAAGGGACGCGUUACGCCGCUGAGCAAACUGCAGCUGAUGUCUGGGGGCAGAGUCGCUAAUGGAAACAGGGUUGGGGGGUAAGGGAGCGAAGCCCCAACAAACAUUUUGAGAUAUUUGGUUUUAUUUAGUUCAAAAUCCUUAUUUUAAUUAUACUAGUGUCAUUUAAUCCAAUGUGUUGGCAUUUACGUUUCUGGGUGUAUGUGAAAAUUUCUCUAGGUGGGAUGGCGACUUUCUGAGGGGGUUCAAAGUAAUCAGUGCACCGAAAUUUGUUUGCAGGCUAAUAUACUGCAUUGAAUAAUGAGAUGUGUCCAGACCUAAUUUUCCCCUGAUUGUUUCAGCAGCAGUCAGCCUAAUGGUUCAUGGAACUGGAAAAGAAAUUGGCACAUUAAUAAUGGGGUUUCUUUUUGAUAAAAUUGGUACGAAACUGACUUUGUGUUUUUGUUCCAUCGUCACCAUGAUUUGGCUUGCUGUGUUCACCACCUACAUCUUAACUGCCAAGGACCUUGAUGGCUACAUGCAAGUCCCAACGGAAGAGGACGAAAAUGACGACGAUAAGGACUAGCCUCGCAGCAUGGGGAAGUACUUAAUGUUGCCUAAAACCUCACUAAAACCUGUAAAUUUCCUAAGGGAAUGAUAUAAUGUAGAAAAACCAAGUUAAAUUAUGUGGAAAAUGUCUUAGUUUGUCUCAGCUAGUAUUAAAAGCCCAUGCUAUGUAUAAGCUCUGAGACCAAAACAAUGUGCGGGAUCGUAGCUUUAAUUAGGGCCGCCGAGAGGGUAGGGCACUUUUCCCCGAACCCCCAGCUCAAAAGGGCCCCCCAAAGCAACGAAAGCCCUUAGAUUUUCUUGAUGCAAAAUUGCUUAUCUGACGAAAUGAAUCCAAGCUGCGUUAGUGCCGGGUGAUUUGCAAUGAAGUUUAAUAUUACUGCAAAACACCGCUUCACCUGUUUUACAAUUAUGAUGUCAUAGGGGAUCCCGAGAAAGUUUUGCCCCUGUCGGCGGCUCACUAGAGAGCUGGGGCCGGUUGUUCAACCCUGGAUUAGCCUUACCCUCGGUUAAUAUUUAACCUGCUGUUUUAGUUUAUGUAUUUCUGCACGUCUGUUUAUUUCAGAUGAAAACUCCUGCUGAUCCAGACAACAUUUCUGAGGAAAUAUUUCCAAAUUUAUAAACAAACCUGUUAGGAAAUUUGAUUCAAAUUUUAGGUUAACCUAAGGUUAAUUAAGCUAAUUGACUUUCAAACAACCAGCCCCUGUAGAUUUGACCUUGAAUAGGACUAUGAGAUCAACCUCGUACCCAGGAUCUUUCUGAAAGAUCCUGGGUAGGCCACAUUCUUGUGGCUCUUUUCCACUCAUCGCAAAAGGAACUCGCAAGCUCGCUACGAAGUGAGGUUAGCACUAUUUUCCAUCCAGCAAAUUGACCUGACGUCAUUUUUGGAAGAGGUGUUAAAUGGCUAUGUAAUUAACCCAAACCCUACCCCUAUUCUAACCCCUAGCUAACCCUAACCGCAACCCUAACUCUAACCUUAACCUUAACCAAAUUAAUAAAAAAAUCCAAAAAGAAACGACUUUAUAAAAUCGAUAGGGCGGUUUGCUGGAUGGAAAAUAGUGUUAACCUACGAGUGAUUGCAUCCAAUUAACAUAAACUGUCAACCAUUGUGAUUGGAUGAAAGCAUUCGCACUCUUGUGAUGAAUGGAAAAGAGGCGUUACGCCAUCAUGUACUUACGCCUUAUUAAUUUCGUACCCGUUGCCAAAUUGACAAGGGAAUUUUUGAAAAAUCUCAUAAAACAAGCAUCUACUAUAAGAUAUGCCGUGUGUACGUAAUGGCGUAAGACGAUGGCGAGCUUGUACAAGCAACGUAUCUCGUAGCCAAAUCUAAAUCUGUCUACUAUAUCGCUCGAGGCUUUACAGUGUCUCAGGAGACUACAAUCCUGGUCAAAACCAUCUGCGACACUAUAAUGCAACAUUAAUGCCUCAGUCUCUGUGGUUUUGCUCCACUAUUCUUCCCUCGGUGGGCCUGCACGCGGGCUAUGGUUUUGCUUUUCUAUUGGACCGGAAUAAUUUACUCGUCCCCCCCUCCACGCGCCCCAUAACGAUGCAUUAAAAUUGCUUUAACCGUAUUCUGGGAAUGCAAUCGACAUUGAAUGGUGGGGUAAGGGGGGAGAUAAUAUUACGAAAGUUGGUCAAAUAAUUGCCAGUUGGAAGUGUCGCAGAUGUUUUGUCUGGGACUGUAGUUAGAGAUCAGUGAGCUAGACUCAGAAAGCCUUUAGAGCUUAGUAAAGUUUUGUUUAAAUAUACGAGAUGAGCUUCACCAUACAUAUUACUUAAAGAAGCAAAACAUGCAUAAUUAAAAAACAAUAACACUAUUAAUCAUUUUCUUAUUUUGCUCUAAUUACAUAAUAAAGCCACGUGCAUGUAAUGUAUAGCAGAGUCACUAUCUGAGGAUCAAUAAGAGUUUUACAUAAUCUGUGACCCGCAGUGGAUCUCUCGAGGGGGACAUUCUGGCCCCCCCCCUCCCCCCCCCAACAACUUGGCAUAAUGUUAGGGUCUGAGCUAAGGGCAUUUUUGGCUAUAGGGACAAUGGCAUUACAGAUUAGCUGCUGAUUGCCACAAAAUUUUGUUUUUCUUAGGAAUAUCACCUAUAUCACAGAUGAUAGAUUGUAACAUUUCUUGAGUAUUUACUACACGGCCACCAUGUUGGUGGUCCAAUAUUAUGCAAUCUCAGACCACCAACCUGGGGGCCGUGUAGUAAAUGCACAAGGAAAGAUAUAUUUUAUCACACAGGUCCACAAUUGUGUUUGAUGUUAAGUAUAUAAAGCUUUUGAAAGCCCACCGAACUAUUUCAACUUAGGUUUGGAAAACCGCAUAGCUUAUAACAGCCUUUCAAAAUAAUGCUGACGUCAGCAAUAUAAAUUAUUCAAGCCCCUUUAACUUGCGAAUGAAUUACUGUAUCGACUUGAAAUUUGCUAGGAAUACUUGUAGUGAGGAUAUACAAAAUAUAUAAAAUGGGCAACUAUACAUGUUAAAUGCUUAAGCUUUUAGAAUUUUUAUGACGUCACAUGCAAACACUCUAUACCAGUAUAGCAUGUACUGUAACUGACGUCAUGCAGAUUGCAUUUUUGUCUGCCCGAAACUGUAAAUAUGCAAAUAACUGCAUAAUUACAGUAUGUCCCGUUGAUAAAAUUUACAACUAAAAUCCAGAUUAGCUUAUGUCUUUUGCUGCUUUUCAAUGAUCCUUAAAAAUCCAGAGCAUCGUGGAAGUGAUCUGGCCUCAACUUGUGUGCAACAUUUUAUCAUGCUAUUGAUGACAUCUUCACACAUAUCUUGUUGCAAAUUGUUUUCU
Molecule: messenger RNA, 6772 nt
Organism: Paramuricea clavata
Lineage: Eukaryota; Metazoa; Cnidaria; Anthozoa; Malacalcyonacea; Plexauridae
Source: the annotation of a GenBank genome assembly